GAGGCAGUGCUCGAGACGGUGCAGGCCGAGGUCAGCAAGGUCGAGGCCAACACAGCUGUCGUCCAGGAACUCCACCGAGUUGUCGAAACGCUGCAAACAACAGUCAAAAGUCAGCAGGUCGCGCUCGGGAUGCUCCAGCAGGCCCAGCUCCAGCUCCAAAAAACGCAACUCGACCAAAUGAGCGAUGUCGACACCAAACUAGCUGCCUUGGGUACCGGCACUAACUUGGAGCUGCAGACAGUUCACAACGACGAGCCGGAAGUGUCGAUGGUACCGAUGGAGACAUUCGUUCCUGUGCAAGAAGCUGUUGUCCGUCUCGAGGCCGCGAUCGCCAAGCUCGAACCGCUCGCAAGAACCGUUGACGAGCACUGCAAAGCCAGCGACAAGAGCUUCCAAUCGAUGACAGCCGCCAGGACAGGCUUUUGCAUGCCUUGGAGCGUGAGGUCGAGCGUGCUACAGAAGAGCUCCGAAAGAAGGCUGCAGAGAUAAAGAGCGGAGUCGACGCGGUCGCCGAGUCGUCACAAAGUACAGCGCAGCGCCUCUACCGACUCGUACACUUUCUUGGCGAUGCACUGCACCUGACGUUGGGAAGCGACUUGGACGCCAACACCAACUUGCUACCUGCCGUACACGUGCUAGCGGCCAAAUUACGCCACGAUAUUUCGUGUCUUCACCACAAAUUGAGUGACUGGAGACAAGUUCACCCUGGCUCAACCAUUGACGAAGCGGUCGUUAAACUUGAUGGUGCCAUGCGAGGUAUUGACGAUGCCAAGGACAAGGAUAUGGAAAGACAUGUGCAUGGGAUACUACCAGCGCUCCAUGCGAUCUUUCACGGCCUCAACGAGUCUGGCAAAGAGCCUGCGUUGACUCGCGUUGCUCAAGAGCUGCUUCUACAAGCGCAAGCCUACGUCUCCAUCGCUCCUGUACAUGUGCGGAUUCAAGGGAUCCAAGCUACGUUUGCGGCCCACAACAAAGUAGACAAAGAGCUGCGAGCGACCGCGUCCGAGCACGCGACGGCGCUCACUGCUUUGGACCAGCUCCAGACAGUGAUUAAGGCCAUUGGCAUCAAGCUCGACUACGUCGUCAACAACACUCAGGCACACCAACACCACGCUUUGUGCCGCUGCACACACCUUUCCAUAGACGAUGAUCAUCGAAGACGAUCUCAAGAGUGUUGUGAACCAGCUCAACGCCGAGCGCACUCAAGUGCGCGAGCAGCUGGAGCAAGCGAUCCGCGACGUCGGUGACUUGGCCGCCGAGCGCGAAGAAUCUAUCGAGCACGAGAUGUCGACGCUUGUGGCGCGACUUGGGUCCAAACCGGACCGUCAAGAGCUCUCGCGCGCGAAUCAAGCCCUCCAAGAUGAGAUUAGCCGCCUCGUACAGUCGACUGCCUCGGUCGACGACGUCAACGAGCUCGCGUCGUACGUGCGUCUCAAGCCCGACGUCGCCCAAAUCCAGCGCUUUGUCAACAAGCGUCUCGCUACGCUACAGACGCGAUCGAGUGAGAACCAUGAUGCGCCGCUGCUUAGCUCGAUGCCCGUGCGUUGCCUCUCGUGCCAAAACACGGUGCACGUCACCGAAGAGGCGCUGCAAAAGCCAUCUCGGGACAUCGUGGUGCCCUUCUCGGCCUCGUCCGUCCGACACGUGCAAAAGCAGCGCUUGGAACUCCUUGCGAAAGGUGGCACCGGUGAGAAACGCCCGAGCAAGAAAGGUCAAUAACGUUGCUGCGUCAUUCAUUGCAUUAUUAAG
Saprolegnia parasitica CBS 223.65 is the source of this 1749-nucleotide messenger RNA. RefSeq lists its product as hypothetical. The coding region runs from base 1147 to 1719 and encodes 190 amino acids. Lineage: Eukaryota; Oomycota; Saprolegniomycetes; Saprolegniales; Saprolegniaceae. The record is from RefSeq and is a predicted model, not a curated record. The transcript has 9 exons.